Messenger RNA from Copidosoma floridanum, 634 nucleotides. RefSeq names its product ATP-dependent DNA helicase Q5-like. Gene Ontology annotation, molecular function: four-way junction helicase activity; nucleic acid binding; 3'-5' DNA helicase activity. Gene Ontology annotation, biological process: double-strand break repair via homologous recombination. Gene Ontology annotation, cellular component: cytoplasm; nucleus; chromosome. Lineage: Eukaryota; Metazoa; Arthropoda; Insecta; Hymenoptera; Encyrtidae. The record is from RefSeq and is a predicted model, not a curated record.
AUCAACAAUGGCUGCUACAAUCCAGUUGAUGUAUUCGGAACUUCAAAAUAAAUUUGGACUUACUGAUUUCAAAAGUGAGUCUCAGAAAGAAGUGACAAAACAUGUUUAUGAAGAUGCCUUAAUAGAGCAAAGAGAUGUUUUUAUUAAUAUGCCAAGUGGAUUUGGAAAAUCUCUAUGCUUUCAAUUACCAGUCUUGUCAAAGGAUUACGCAUUUGCUAUUGUAAUUACUCCUACGAUAGCAUUAGCCACUCAUCAAGUUGAUUACCUAAGGAGUAAAAAUAUUAUGGCAUAUUGUUGGAAUGCCUACACUCCAAACAGUAUUAAAUAUAUCAUUAAAAAAGAUUUGAUUAAAAAAAAACCUAAAAUUAAAUUUUUAUAUAUAUCUCCAGAGCAGUGUCAAUCAUUACAUUUUCAAGUAAUAAUGGCUAAAGUUAAUCUGAGAGUAUCAUAUUAUUUUGUUAUUGAUGAGGCUCAUUGUGUAAGCCCAUCAAGUCAUAAUUUUAGAAAGUGUUACCAAAGUUUGGACAGGAUACGUACCAAGUACCCGCACGUCCCUAUUCUUGCUAUGUCGUCUACAAUCACUAAAAAAGUAACUUUAUUCUAUAAUCAAUUAAAUAUUGUUAACUGUGUUUAA